This is a messenger RNA of Aspergillus sclerotioniger CBS 115572, 753 nucleotides long. RefSeq lists its product as uncharacterized. The transcript is spliced from 3 exons. Bases 1 to 753 code for a protein of 250 amino acids. The record is from RefSeq and is a predicted model, not a curated record. Lineage: Eukaryota; Fungi; Ascomycota; Eurotiomycetes; Eurotiales; Aspergillaceae.
AUGUCCGGCGAAAACGAAGACGAAGUCCACUGGUUCCGACUCCUCCACAACACAGGCUCAACCCAAGACAACUACAUAAUGUUUGCCCCGCCUCCCAGCGACGCCAAAUUCCAGACUCCCGUGUGGGUUACAAACACGCUUUCCCACCAGGACUCAUGGGAGGUGCAUACCACGGCACCCAUGUUUGCAUGGGCCGGAAGACAAUACACCACCGGCGAGAGUGCAGAUAAGAAAACCAGAAUCGCAAUCGAGAAAUCACACGAAGUGUACCUCGCGAAGAAGGAUGAGAAUGAUCAGUUAAUUCCAGGGAGUUCAACGCUCCAUGUAUCGUUCGGCGAUGAACUCCCCGACAUCAAGGACGGUGGAAAGACAUCCACGAAGCUGGGAGCUUUUACAGUGGAUAUUAAGAAGCUCCCUCAAGAUGAUGGUAGUACUUAUGUGUUUGGCUUUGGGAAGCGAAAUGGUCCGGGUGGGGAGAUUUUCCCGUGUGCAUCUAUUGUCGCGAACAAGACCGGCGAAGCGACAGUAACUCCUAUAAUCAAGCUGUACUUUUAUAAGAAUCACCAGGUUUCUGAAGACAAACCGGCUCUCAAGACAGGUGACCUGAUUGAUUUCGACAACGUUGUGGAUGAAGCCGGACUCAUUGAUUUUUCGGAUCAGGGGGCGGCGACACUUUGUACGGUUAUUAAUAAAACGGAUGAAGAGGGGAAUCCUGUGUGGCAUACUGCUUACACUAAUGAUCCUCCUAACUAG